Molecule: messenger RNA, 1107 nt
Organism: Vigna umbellata (rice bean)
Lineage: Eukaryota; Viridiplantae; Streptophyta; Magnoliopsida; Fabales; Fabaceae
Product: pollen-specific leucine-rich repeat extensin-like protein 3
Molecular function (GO): protein binding
Source: RefSeq, a predicted model, not a curated record
UGAGAAAUCACAGCAGAGCCUCUCGUAUGGCUUGUAACUUAACCUUCUCUUCUCCUCCUACGUACCUCUAUAAGCACUCUUCCCCUUCCAACCUAAUGCAUCAUCUCUCUCAGAAUGGCCUCCAGCUUCUUUCUCUUACUCUCCCUAUUCCUCUUCUCAUCACUAUCAUCUUUCUCCCAUGCACUUUCCGAUGUCGAAGCCUCUUUCAUUGCUCGUCGCCAAAUGAUGCAUUUGGAGGAGAAUCAGGACUUGCCCGACAACUACGUAAGUAACUACAAAACAAACCUAAAAUUCGCUCACACCAGGCUAAAAGCUGCAUACAUUGCACUCGAGGCGUGGAAAAAAGCUAUCUACUCAGACCCCUCAAAUUUCACAUCAAAUUGGUCGGGCCAAGACGUUUGCUCCUACAAUGGAGUUUUUUGUGCACAGGCUCUUGAUGACAAAAAUAUCCAAGUUGUGGCUGGGAUUGAUCUUAACCAUGCAGACAUCGCAGGUUACCUUCCCCCAGAAGUUGGUCUGUUAACUGACCUUGCACUUUUGCAUAUAAACUCCAACAGGUUUUGCGGGAUCAUCCCACACAGCUUUUCCAACCUUCGGAUUCUCUAUGAGCUAGACAUCAGCAACAACCGCUUUGUUGGGCGGUUCCCUGAACACGUGCUUGAAAUUUCAGAACUCAGAUACAUUGACAUCAGGUUCAAUGACUUUGAAGGGGAAUUGCCUCCUAAGCUUUUCAAACAAAGUUUCGACGCUAUAUUUGUGAACAACAACCGCUUCUCGUCCAAUAUUCCUGAGAACAUAGGAUCAACUCCAGCCACGGUUGUGGUUAUUGCCAAUAACAAUUUCUCAGGAUGCGUGCCUUCCAGCGUCGGCGAAAUGAAGUCGCUAAACGAGUUUGUUUUGGUCAACAACAACCUCACCGGUUGCUUGCCAGAAGAAAUUGGAAAACUCGAAAAAGUUACGGUGUUUGACAUAAGCUACAACAACUUCGUUGGCGUGUUGCCGAGGAACUUCAAUGGGCUUAAGAACGUUGAGUACUUGUCCAUUUCACAUAACAAGUUUACAGGUUUUGUCCCUCGUAAUGUUUGCAGCUUGCCCCAUUUGGNAUAA